Molecule: messenger RNA, 1563 nt
Organism: Gaeumannomyces tritici R3-111a-1
Lineage: Eukaryota; Fungi; Ascomycota; Sordariomycetes; Magnaporthales; Magnaporthaceae
Exons: 2
Coding region: 150-1307 (385 amino acids)
Source: RefSeq, a predicted model, not a curated record
UGACUCAGAUCGCGUCAAACUUGGCCUGGCCAACAAAUCCCGCGGGAAGCCGCGCGCUACAGCCAAACAGAAGCCAACACAUUCCCGAAUUGGCCGUCCUGUGACUGAUUUUGUUCGGUACCUCCACCUGAAAGUCCGCCAAGCAUUGGAUGCUACUCAGUAUAAGAAACAACAUCUUUGUCCCCCUUGAGCCAGGCCACCGACGUCGACCUCCGCCAACAAUCACCCAUCUAUCUCUCUACAGAGCCUUGUACAAUCCCACAGCCUCAAUGGCGGACCUCAACCAAGACAAGCAGGAGCCUACACCGGCCUCUCAGCCGCGCGUCUCGUCUAAGCGACGAGACCACGGCGCUCGUCAACAGCGCCACGCCGCCAUGGUCGAUGCUGGAGAUCCGCGUCCGAGGCUGAGCGACCGACACGGCACCACCCUCCAGGCCGCACACUGGCUGCACCGCCACUCUCGGCCCUCUGCGAGCGACGGCACCACCCGGACACUCCCCGUGAGCUCUCCUAGAACGAGGCCGCGGAGCCGUCUGGCCUGGACGACAUACGUCCAAGAGGGCGCAGAGCUCGCCAUGCCGCAGACCAAUCGCAUUUUCCACAUCCAGCCGUCACCCGACCGCUCCCGCAAUGGCGCCAGCACCAGCAACGCAGCAGGACGAACCCGCCGCCCGCCAUCUCUGGAACGCCAGGGAGCCUUCCGCGCGCCGGGCACCAGCGCGCUCCCUCGCCGCCGCAGCAGCUGCGAUAACGACGACCACUACCGCGACGACAGCACCGCCGGCGACGACCGCGACUUCGAGGCGGUCGAGGCUGAGGACAUCGCCGACCUGUACGAGCUCGGCCUGCUGUACGAGGACGAGCACCUGCGCGGCGCCGGCUUCGGCUUCGAGGCGCUGGCCGGCCAGCAGUACACGCUCGACCUGCGUUGCGUCGCGCAGCGCUCCCGGGCCCGCAGGCCUAAGGCGCCGCCGGCCCUCGAGCGCCGCCAGCACGGCGGCUCCGCGUUCCCGGGCCGCAGCGGCCACCUAUUCGGCGCCGACGCCGACCUUCCGCUCGAGGACGGCUCGAUGCGCCCGCUGGCCGACCACAGCGACGGCAUCUCCAACUUCCUCAUCGCGCCCGAGGCCGACGACCUAUUCGGCGAUCUCGGUGACGACUUUGACCUCGUCUCGAUUCCUCCCGACGCGGAGAUAUUCCCGGAUCUGGUCUCUGACAGCGACGACUGGGACGACGAUGGAAGGAGCGGCAGCGACUGGGUCGUUAUGAGCGACCUGGAGCAGGAGCCUACUUCAAGGACGCAGUGAGCCUCGGCGCCACUGGGCACCACUCCUCGACUGUGCCUUGAUCUUCAGGCUCCCCGUUCGGAGGCCACAAUCAGAUCCCCAGAGCACAGGUCUCUUCUUUGUGCCCAUCUGCCUUGAUAUUCUUUGCAAUGGGCGUUAUGGUGCGGAAAAGUGCUUGGGACUAGAGUCUUACCUUGUUUUGAUAUUAUGAUUACUUCCUCCUGUACCUAUCACACCUACAUAUUUGAUCUUUAUAAACUGUCGCGAAUUACAUGAA